AGUGCGUCUCAGCCGCAGCGAUAACGACCACCGGCUCUGCGCGUCGCAAUGAGCGCUCGGGUAGCUCGGGCCGGGUGGGCCUGGCGCUCCUGGGGCCGCCGCGCCGCCUCGAGCCUCCGGGAGCCGCCGCCGGACGCCGUGGACGUGGCGGAGCUGCUGCGGGACUCCAGCGUGGCCGAGGAGGGAGCCCAGGAGGCGGUGGCGCGGCGGCGGCCACCUUCACAGUGCUCCGUGUUGCUCUUCCCCGGCCAGGGCUGCCAGGCGGUCGGCAUGGGCAGCGGCCUGCUCCACCUCCCGCGUGUGCGGCAGCUCUACGAGGCCGCGCACCGGGUACUGGGCUACGAUCUGCUGGAGCUGUGCCUGCGGGGGCCCCAGGAGGACCUGGACCGCACAGUGCAUUGCCAGCCCGCCGUCUUUGUGGCUUCACUGGCCGCCGUGGAGAAGCUACAUCAUCUGCAGCCGGCGCCACCUUCUGAGGCAAUUGUUAGGAGCAACGGGAGGCUCAGGCGACAGGAAUGAACAUGAUCCUGACGGAAGGCUCAGGUCAUCGACAACUGUGUUGCUGCGGCUGGCUUCAGUGUGGGAGAGUUUGCUGCCUUGGUAUUUGCUGGAGCCAUGGAUUUUUCUGAAGGUCUGUAUGCGGUGAAGGCCCGUGCCGAAGCUAUGCAAGAAGCAUCCGAAGCCGUUCCCAGUGGGAUGCUGUCUGUCCUUGGCCAGCGUCAGUCCAACUUCUCCUUUGCCUGCUUGGAAGCCCAGGAGCACUGCAAGUCUUUGGGUAUAGAGAACCCAGUGUGCCAGGUGUCCAACUACCUCUUUCCUGACUGCAGGGUCAUCUCAGGACACCUUGAGGCCCUUCAGUUUCUCCGGAGGAAUUCUGCUAAGUAUCACUUCCGGCGCACCAAGAUGCUGCCUGUAAGUGGAGGCUUCCAUACCUGCCUCAUGGAGCCAGCCGUGGAUCCCCUGAUGAAAGUUCUAGGCUCGAUCAACAUCAAGAAGCCACUGGUUGCCGUCCAUUCCAAUGUCAGUGGGCAGAAGUACACACAUCCACAACACAUCCGAAAGCUGCUAGGGCAGCAGGUGGUGUCGCCAGUGAAAUGGGAACAGACAAUGCACUCUAUCUACGAGCGGAAGAAAGGCAUGGAGUUCCCCAGCACCUACGAGGUGGGCCCCGGGCAGCAGCUGGGAAGCAUCCUCAAGUGCUGCAACAGGCAGGCGUGGAAGUCCUACAGCCAUGUGGAUGUGAUGCAGAACAUCAUGGAUCCUGACCCCUGAGGGCCUUGGGCUUAGAAUGGCCCCAGUGUGAGCCUCUGUGCCUGCCUCUUUUCCUCAGACUUGAGGACGAUGGACACUGCAGUCUCAGCUGUGGCUCAGGCUCCCUCAGAGCAUAGUCUUUGAGUGCCUAUCCUCCAACUGACAGGACAUCGGGCUGCUGGGGAAAGGGCGCCUGUGCAGACGGCCUGCCCGGCCAGAAUGCUGCUCUGCCUCUGCACCCAACCAUGUUCCUCGGUGAACCCAGAAGGGCUAGCCUGGGCAGUCUUAGACUCAUCCUGUGGGUAUUGUGGACACACUGCUUGGCUUCAAGCUAGGCCUGGUGCCAGAGGAUCGUCUCAGCUGCCUGUGACGUGCUCCUUUGGUCUUGAAUCUUGAAUCAAGGUGUGGUGGCCUUGUUCUUCACUCACUUGGCAGGUGGGAGAUUGAGUCCCGUGUGCCAUACAGACCUCAGAAGCACUUAUUAAGUGCCUGUGUAUGUCCUAGAAUGGGUGGUCCUUUGUAUAAGAAACUAGGAGAACCGUGUAAGGUGUGGAGUGGGAACCCUGUCUUUCCUAGGCCAGCCUGUGUUCAUUCACACAGAGACACCACCAACAGCAGGUCAUCCAUGGGACAGUGUGUCUCAUACUGUGUUUAUGGCUUCCUCAGAGCAGUCUGCUCCACAGCAGGAGUGGGGCAAUGCUCCUGGGAAGACAUAUAAUAAACAUGAGCCAUUCUAAGCUGCCA
This is a messenger RNA of Mus musculus (house mouse), 1995 nucleotides long. RefSeq names its product malonyl CoA:ACP acyltransferase (mitochondrial) (gene Mcat). Gene Ontology annotation, molecular function: [acyl-carrier-protein] S-malonyltransferase activity; RNA folding chaperone; transferase activity. Bases 616 to 1272 code for a protein of 218 amino acids. The transcript has 5 exons. Gene Ontology annotation, cellular component: mitochondrial matrix; mitochondrion. Lineage: Eukaryota; Metazoa; Chordata; Mammalia; Rodentia; Muridae. Gene Ontology annotation, biological process: fatty acid biosynthetic process; mitochondrial small ribosomal subunit assembly; monocarboxylic acid metabolic process. The record is from RefSeq and is marked validated.